UCUCUGGCAGCCUGUCGGAGGAGACCUGCACUGAUCUCUGCUCUGGAGGAUGCACCUAUCUGAAGGAGGGUAUCACUGAGAAGCUUCACUUUUCAUCCUGACUCCCCACUAGUAAUGAAUCUGUGAGAGGACGAGCAAAGAAGCACACUACAAAAUGGCAGACAAGGAUAGUGUUGAAAAAUACUUGGAGAAUAACCCUCAGUUUGCCAAAGAAUAUUUCGACAAGAAUGUCCGAUGCGAGGUCAUCGCCGCUGCUUUUACCGAGAACCUUGAUAUCAAAGAUCCAGCCUCGUUCAAGGAUGUCAGCCAAAUCCAGGAGGCCACCAUCAUCUUUGACAUGAUCAAAGAAAUGCAUUCGCAGCCCAUUAUGGAAAAGGCCAUGCACAAGGUCCUGCAGAGGAUAUGUAUGCUGGUGAACGCAGACCGCUGCAGCUAUUUCAUAUACCGAGCCAGAAACGGCAUCCCUGAGCUCGCUACGUGUCUUUUCGAUAUCACCCCUACCUCGAAAUACGAGGCAAACUUGGUCAACCCUCAAUCUGAAAUUGUCUUCCCUACUGACAUUGGCAUAGUUGGCCAAAUAGUGACCACCAAAAAACCAGCUAAUGUUCCCGAUGUCAAACAGAAUCCCAAAUUCAGUGAUUUUGUGGACAAGCAAACAGGAUACACCACUAAAAACAUGCUGGCUGCCCCUCUCAUGAACGGGAAAGACCCACUUGGUGUGGUCAUGGUAAUAAACAAAGUGGGAGGAAAUGAAUUCUCCAAAGCAGAUGAAGACCUCUUCUCCAAGUACAUCACCUUCGCCACAGUCAUUGCCCUACAGCAUUACACCUCAUACAUGUAUAAUGUGGAAUCUAGAAGAAGCCAGGUUCUUCUAUGGACUGCGAGCAAAGUGUUUGAAGAGUUGACGGACAUUGAGCGACAGUUUCACAAGGCCCUGUACACCGUCAGGACCUACCUCCAGUGCGAGAGGUACUCUGUCGGCCUUCUGGACAUGACCAAAGAAAAGGAGUUCUACGAUGAGUGGCCGGUUAAAUUGGGAGAUGUGGAGCCGUACAAAGGCCCAAAGACACCUGACGGCAGGGAAAUCAAUUUCUACAAGAUCAUUGAUUAUCUCUUAGAGAGCAAAGAAGAGAUCAAAGUCAUACCAGAUUUUGGUCCAAAGAUUUGUAACAUGAUGAAUGUUGCUGCUGAUGAUUACUUUACAUUCCAGAAAGAAGCUGUGGACGAGUCUGGUUUCCUCAUCAAAAACGUCCUGUCCCUUCCUAUUGUCAACAAGAAAGAAGAAAUUGUGGGUGUUGCCACUUUCUUCAAUCGGAAAGAUGGCAAGCCAUUCGAUGAGCAGGAUGAACAAAUUACUGAAGCCCUAACACAGUUCCUAGGAUGGUCUGUACUGAAUUGUGACACAUAUGACAAACUGAAUCGGACAGAGUGGAGAAGAGAGAUUGCAGCGGAAAUGGUCAUGUACCAGACCAAAGCCACCCCAGCUGAAGUCCAACAGAUUCUGAACACGAAGGAGAAGUUUGACAUGAACCCUGAGGACUGCGAUCAGAGAGAAAUGUACAAACUCUUGAGAGCCAACAUUCCAGAAGCCAAAGAUGUUGAUCUGCUACUAUUUAGUUUUAGUGACUUGCCUGUCUCUGAGCUUGACCUUAUCAAGUGUGGCAUUCGCUGUUUCUUUGAACUUGGAGUGGUAGAGAAGUUCAAAGUGCCAGCAGAGGUCCUGACAAAAUGGAUGUACACUGUACGAAAAGGCUACAGAGAUAUCACAUACCAUAACUGGAGGCACGGGUUUAACGUGGGCCAGACCAUGUUCUGUCUUCUGCAAACUGGAAGGCUGAGAAAAUACUACUCCGACCUUGAUGCCUUUGCGAUGGUAGCGGCUGCAUUCUGUCACGACAUUGACCACAGGGGUACCAACAAUCUCUACCAGACAAAGAGCACAUCACCACUGGCCAAGCUCCAUGGCUCCUCCAUCUUGGAAAGGCACCAUCUUGAUUACAGCAAGACGCUGAUGGCAGAAGAGAGCGUUAACAUUUUCCAAAGUCUGCAGAAACGCCAGUUUGAGACAGUCCAGCACUUGCACGAUGUCUGCAUCAUUGCAACUGACCUGGCCUUGUAUUUCAAAAAAAGGACCAUGUUCCAGAAGAUCGUUGAUGCCACCGAACCAAUGGCUGAUGAGAAGGAAGCGAUUGCCUAUGUGGCCAACAAUCCCAUUAGGAAGGAAAUCAUUAUGGCAAUGAUGAUGACUGGAUGUGACUUGUCUGCCAUUACCAAGCCAUGGGAGGUCCAGAGCAAAGUGGCUCUCAUGGUGGCAGCUGAAUUCUGGGAGCAGGGAGACCUGGAGAGGACUGUGCUAGACCAACAACCCAUUCCCAUGAUGGACAGGAACAAGUCGGAUGAACUUCCGAAAAUGCAGUGUGGUUUCAUUGACUUCGUGUGCUCGUUUGUGUACAAGGAAUUUUCAAGGUUCCACAAAGAGAUCACUCCCAUGUUCGAUGGCCUGAACAACAACAGGGUCCAUUGGAAGGAACUGGCUGAUAUUUAUCAAGCAAAAGUAGACGCUAUAGAGAAUGAACGAAAACGACUAGAAGAGGAGCAGGCUAAAAAAGCCGCUGGUGAGGAUGGUGGAGAGGGAGGAAAGUCCAAAACCUGUACCAUAUUUUAAACAUCAUCUGACAGAAAUUCAGAGCCACAGAGAAGUCUGGGCCAGCAUGUAGAGGGAGGUGAAACGUGCUCCUAGGACCACUACAUUUUCACCAGCUUUCUGUCUCAUUUCCUCGGAAGUACCUUCUCCAAGUGAACACGUAGGCAUUCACCAGAAAGGGAAGAACUGUACCUGUCAGAUGUUCUUUAUGAUGGGGUGCCAGCCUAGUGCACCAUAUAGACAAUUUCAAGCUUGUACCUAAUCACUGAUUUCACCUCGACUGUACCUUUUAACAACUAACUACGCUGGAGGAAGUACUGCAUAUGCAACUUGCCACACAGUGGUGGCCGAAAACACAACUCUACAAAUGUUUAUAGUGCUGUAGUUCACAGAGCUUACCUGAUGUACGGCUUUUGAGUCCAUAACAGUUCUCAAGACUGUUGUAUGUCAUGCAAACAGCAUAACAUUAAGAAUUAGAGCAAUACGUAUGAACAACUUUCUUACCAGUUGCUAAUUUCUCAAAAUAGCAUACUUCUCGAUUUCAUAGGAGUUCCAAUUUGAUAUUUAUUCUUUUGAUGAAUUCACUGAAUCACACUUAAGGGUGAAGUGUGUAAUUUCUCCACCAAGUGAGAAUUGCAAAAAUGCUGACAAGUUUCGAUGUUUUCGAACAAGUUUCCUCAACACACCCCUCAUCUGUAAUUGGUCAAACACACAGAUAGCCCCGCCCCCAAACAAACACCAUUGGUGUUUCUGUUGUUGGGCUGCCUAAUGUUUUAAUAGCAGAACACUUUUUUUUUUUUUUUUUUGUGAAAUCAACUUCUUUUAGAUUUCUCUGCAUAUUAACUUGGUUUGAAAGCAUUUUAACAUCACAUUAAAUGACACACUUUACUUUUAAACUACCGCAAAGCAUAUUUUAAUACAUUUCAGUUGCUUUGUUUAGGGUUGAAGGACCAACUCAUUUGAAUAAGCUUUUAGAAGCUGAUUUCUUAUUAGCAAGCGCUUUGUGAAAUGUACAAAGAUCUCAUGCUACAAGUCUUGCACACUGACUACGAGUUGUUCAAAGGAAAGAUGGCACUGCCAAGGCUAAAGAUCUUGCAAGUUGCAUUUGCAUCUGCUUGUCGCAGUUGUGUUUGGAUGGAUGUCUUUUCUACUUUUUUGUUCUCCAAAGAAGAUGAAGCUGAGAAUGCGAUAUGGCUAAUUCUGUGAAUAUGUGGAGAACA
Molecule: messenger RNA, 3864 nt
Organism: Sinocyclocheilus anshuiensis
Lineage: Eukaryota; Metazoa; Chordata; Actinopteri; Cypriniformes; Cyprinidae
Product: phosphodiesterase 6C, cGMP-specific, cone, alpha prime
Exons: 22
Coding region: 155-2665 (836 amino acids)
Biological process (GO): signal transduction
Molecular function (GO): protein binding; 3',5'-cyclic-nucleotide phosphodiesterase activity
Source: RefSeq, a predicted model, not a curated record